UGUAUAGAUUUUUGUUAUUUAUACAUUUUAUUAGUUUCUCUCUCAUUUUUUUUUUCUUUUGCUUUGAAUAGUAAUAGUUAACAGGCCCAGAUUCUAUUGCUGUUUGAGUUAUGUAUUAUUGGCUAUAGUAAUCGAUACAUUUUAGAAAGUUUUCGAUUUUGUUUGAAAAAAAGAUAAAAAUGGAAUUCGCUGACUAUAUUAGUGCUCCAAACACAGAAGGCGUAGUUCUCCAUAGGCCAUUUCACCAGCCUCUUGAAGGAACAUUGUGUAUUACUGGACAUCAUUUUAUUAUAUCAUCAAGAGAAAAUAAAGAGGAGUUAUGGAUGUUGCAUCGUAUGGUAGAUUCUAUUGAGAAGAAACUAAGUUUUUAUAAUGGCACUAUUAUACUGAAAUGCAAAGAUUUUCGGAUACUUCAGCUUGACAUUUCAGGAGUGGAAGAAUGCAAUAAUGUUGCCAGUUCCAUUGAAUAUUUAAUGAAUCUAGAGGAUCCAAGAUCAUUUUAUCCAUUUUUUUAUCGAGCAUUGUUUGACAUUCUUGAAGAUGGUUGGACUUCUUUCUUACCUGAAAUUGAAUAUAAUAAAGUAUUGCAAAAUAAAGAAGAAUGGAGAAUCAGUCAAGUUAAUAAAGACUAUUCUGUUUGUCCUACUUAUCCACAAUUGGUUAUUGUACCGAAAAGUAUUGACGAUGAAACUCUGAAAGUAGUUGCUGGUUUUCGUCAAUUUGGUAGAUUUCCAAUCCUUAGUUAUUACCAUAAGGAAAAUAAGGCAGCUUUGUUACGAAGUAGUCAGCCAAUGGUGGGUGCCAAUAAUAAACGUUGCAAAGAAGAUGAACGUUUACUGAAUAUUGUUUUAGGAUCUGGGAAGAAAGGGUACAUCAUUGAUACUCGAUCUCAGAACAUUGCUCUCUUAGCGAGAACUAAAGGAGGUGGAUUUGAACCAGAUGUUAAUUACCCUCUGUGGAAGCGCAUGCAUAAACCUAUUGAUAGAUAUUUUAAUCUUUUAGAAUCUUUAACCAAAUUAGUUGAAGCUUGCAAUGAUAACUCCUGUAGUGUGGAUAAGUGGCUUUCUCGUUUGGAAUCAUCUGGGUGGCUGACUAAUGUGAAGGAUGUGUUAACGUGUGCUUGUUUAGUUGCUCAGUGUUUAGAGCAAGAUAGCUCAUCUGUCCUUGUUCAUGGAGCUGAGGGUACAGAUGCCACUUUAACUGUGUGUGCUUUAACGCAAAUAAUUUUGAACCCUGACUGUCGUACUGUUCAUGGAUUUGAGGCACUUAUAGAAAGAGAAUUUCUUCAAGCCGGACAUCCCUUCAGUACAAGGUGCCAAUGUGGUGCAUAUGCUUCUGCUAAUUCAAGAAGCAGAGAUCAGAGUCCUACUUUCUUAAUGUUUCUUGAUUGUGUACACCAGAUUCAUCAACAAUUUCCAUGUUCCUUUGAGUUUAAUGAACAGUUUCUUAUCACUCUCUUCGAACAUUCUUAUGCAUCUCAAUUUGGAACAUUCCUUGGUAACUGUGAUAAAGAUAGGCAUGAUUUAAAAUUAUCAAAAAAGACGGUAUCCUUAUGGUCUAUGCUUAAUCGAAGUAAUGUUCUUCUAACCUACUUAAAUCCAAUGUAUGAACCAAAUAAUAGUGUCAUAUGGCCAACUGUGGCACCUCAAAGUGUUGUGUUGUGGAGUGGAAUGUAUUUGAGAUGGGUUGUUGACCAAAAGCCGCAACUUGAAGCAUGGACUACAAUUGCUGAAAUUAGGGAAAAGGAAAAAGAACUGCAGUCUAGGACUGCUAAACUGAGGAGGACAUUGCUGGAGUUGGAGAGAGAAGCUGAAUUGGCUGGUAUUAUAAAUCCUCCUGAAGUAGAUUUGCUUUCUUUAGACUCUUGUUGAUGUGACUCGUUUAUUAAUCUCGAUUUAAAUGUAUUCCGUUUUUUGUAUUGUUAUGUUUUUAAAGAUGUAAAUAAAAAAGAAUAAAUUGAAAAUUAUAAUUACUUUUACAUUAUGCAUUAGAUUUGUUUAUUUAUUUUUUUAAUGAUAUUUUGUCUUGUCUGCCGUAUUUUCUUCAGAACUUAUGAUUAUUG
Messenger RNA from Uloborus diversus, 2062 nucleotides. RefSeq names its product myotubularin-related protein 9-like. Gene Ontology annotation, biological process: negative regulation of autophagy. Bases 180 to 1871 code for a protein of 563 amino acids. The transcript has 13 exons. Lineage: Eukaryota; Metazoa; Arthropoda; Arachnida; Araneae; Uloboridae. The record is from RefSeq and is a predicted model, not a curated record.